CGAUAGGACAGGAAACAGAAGGAAAGAACACCUAUAUAAAAUACCAAUCUAAAAGUCAACAUGAAUAAAUCUGUAAUAAACCGCCUCUUCUCCGGAAAGAAAGAGAAGAUCGGAAACCAAUUUGUGGAUUUUCUGCGUAAGCCAGGAGCUCUAAAAGAUACCGAGGCAUACUUAAAUCAGACUAAAGACCACAAGUAUGGUAAUUACGAGAAAUGGGUCAAGGAGAAGACAGUUUUUACUGGAUACGCCGACAGCCCUGCCCUCCUUGCCGAAAGUAAAAAUGUACUUAUAAUAGGGAACCACAACUCCUUUGACGUUACCCAGUACGGAGAGGACCCGGGAAAAGCAGGCAUGUCGAUGAUCCAUAUCCUGGGGAUUCCCAAAAAGAAUAUUUUCAACGGUGUAUCACUAGACCACGAUACUGUAUCCGUUAUCGACGAGACAAUAGACCUGUUCAAGGACAAGUGGGAAACUCCCGGCUUUCGCCAGAAAGUCCUAGACUACCAGAAGUUAGCUAUAGCGAACCGGACUUCCGCAGAACCGUUUGCAAGAUUGGAUGGAGGGCUUGAGUUCUUAGCUGCCGCCAAUGACUUUUGGGAAGCUAUGAAUCACUGGAAGGAACUCGAGGCCGGGAUCCAUACCCUGACAUUCGACGACUUCACCUUUGGUCUUCAUCUAUGGCCCGACCAUAGCGUAGGCCAUCUUCACCUGCAUAUCAUCGCUACGCCCGAUUGGUGCCGCAAAUAUAGCACUUUAAAGCACGACGAGAAGACCAAGGACGCCCUUGAAGUUCGCGAUUUCGUCCGAGGUCUUUCUCCAAUCUAAACCUACCUAGAAAACAUAGAACUAGAGUAGCUGCCUCGCUGGCGUCUUAACUAAUCUAAA
Molecule: messenger RNA, 885 nt
Organism: Daldinia decipiens
Lineage: Eukaryota; Fungi; Ascomycota; Sordariomycetes; Xylariales; Hypoxylaceae
Exons: 1
Coding region: 61-825 (254 amino acids)
Source: RefSeq, a predicted model, not a curated record